Pelagomonas calceolata is the source of this 1278-nucleotide messenger RNA. The record is from the annotation of a GenBank genome assembly. Lineage: Eukaryota; Pelagophyceae; Pelagomonadales; Pelagomonadaceae.
AUGAGCGACCAGCUCGACAAGCUGUGUGCCGCCAUCGCGCAGGCCGAGGCCCGCGCGCCGCCGCCAAUGGCCGCCAAUGAUGCCAUUCGCCUAUACGUCGACCUUUGCCAAGUAGUCGACCCGAUAAAGCGAAAUGGACUACGCACCUUGCUACAGGAGCUCACAGCCAAGAAGACCGCGCGCGAGAUCCCGUCCGUGACCCAGGCUUUCUUGGAGCGGGCGCCGGCGCUGGUCGGCGCGGUUCUGUGGCGUCAAUGCUGCGAGAAGCAGCGCCCGCGAGGCGACCCGGUACCUGGACCCGCCGCGGCCGGCGGUGGUGAGGACGCGAGUCCGCCCGGCUCGUCGUCCGAUGCCCCGUGGCGGUGCAACUGGUGCCAGUCAUUAAAAGCCGAUGGCAGGUGCCGAGGCCCGGGCGGCCCGUCGACGCUCUGCGGCACGUGCUACAGACGCCACAGAAAUGGCGAGACCGGCCCGCGCUCGGCCGAUUGGUCCUGUGACCGGUGUGGCGUCCAAGAGACGCCAAGGCGGUUCAAGGGGCCAAAGGGACCAGCCACGCUCUGCGAGCCGUGCGGAUUGCGCUAUGUGAAGGGCGCGACCGGCCCGCCGGCGGAGGACUGGCGUUGCGAUUGGUGCCCAGAGACAACUGGCCGGCGAUGCACGGGCCCCAAAGGUCCCGGCACCCUCUGCAAGACGUGCGGCGGACGCUUCAGAAACGGCAAGACCGGCCCGCUCUCGGCGACGUUCGAGUGCCGCUGGUGCGGUGCGACCUCCACGCGCCGCCGAUACGACGGCCCCACCGGCGAGGGCGAGCUCUGCGUCUCGUGCGGCACUUACUACGCCAAUGCGUCGGACAAGAUCAAGGCGCGCCUCGGCCACGUCGAGAAGGAGCUCGUCAACCGCGCAAGCGAGGUCGAGCGCCUCACGAGCGAGCUCGACCGCCUCACGAGCGUCCCCGUGAUCGACGCGGAGACCGGCGCGGAGACGCGCGAGAGGCCGCCAAAGCGCGCGCGCGAGGACGCCGACGCGGCACCGCCCCCUUCCGGCCUCCAGCGCGAGAAGGCCCAGCGAGACGCGUUCCGCCAGGUCAAGCUCGAGAAGGAGGCGCUCGAGGACCGCCUCCUCUGCACGAUCUGCAUGGAGGCCGACGCGCCGCGGACCGUCCUCUUCGGGCCGUGCAACCACUUCCUCGCCUGCGCCUCGUGCGCCGACGCGCUCCAGGAGUGCCCGAAUUGCCGUGUACCUAUCGCCGCGCGCACCUCGAUCGCGAACACGAGCUAG